AUAACGUUUUCAAACGGAUUUGUUGUGGCGAGAUGGACCAACCAAUGGUCUUAGCCUGUCGAGUACGACAAUCCAAAGAAAAAAAAAAACGGAUUUGUUUAUCCAAUCGACCAAAGACCUGUGAACCGGCAUGCUUUUUUACUUGUGUGAGUGGACUAUUUUCGCACAUAAAAUGUUGUAAACAAGACGAUUUCGUGAUUAAAGGCAAAACAAACCGCUAAACUUUUUUGUUGAUUUUCCUUUGAAUCGUGAGUAACUUUCGGUCGAAAAGUGUUCAUAAGUUGUGUUCGACGAUAGUUGUAUUUGCUGUGCAGAUAAUUUCGUUGAUAAGAAACUUGAAAGUGACCAAAUAAUCAACAUCGAUGACGUCGUCCUGCGGAUGGUACAUAUUUCCAAAAGGCAAAUAUCUGUGUGGAACAGAUCAGCAUCCCGUACCGUGCCGUGUGUUUUUCGGCCCGAUAGGUUCGAGAACCUGAACCCGAAGAAUUUUUAAUGGGAUGCUGCGAGAGGUUAUCGCUCGACGAAAUUUCUCGCAAAAAACCUGAGCCUGAAACGAUCUCAAAACAGUGUUGUUCGCGUUGGUUUGCGUGAGAUAUCCUCAUCGAAAGUGCAAUAUUUAUAGAGUUCAACCAAACACCACCAAAGAAAGAAUGUCGGCCAAUAUCGUACGUGCCGGAGUGGCACCUCUCGCUCGCUCUCAUGGGGCACCUGCGAUGAUCGGCUUGCGUCUGCGUCUGGAUAAACAUCAACAUCAGCGUCCAGCAGUAAGUGGAUCCAGCACCACUACCACUGCAAUCAUCUCCGGAACGAGGCACUUUGGAACGACGACGAUUUCACCAUCCUGCGCGCCAUCGCCACAGUCAACGCUUCCAUCGUCCCUGAAGAAUCGAUCCUUUUCCGAUACGAAGCGGUCUAUCUGUUCUGUGUCCGGUGUCCUCAACGGUGUCAGCCUUCCGAAAGCCACAAAGAUGUCCGGCAAUGCCAAGCUGCUGCACGAGAACCUCUGGGAGUCGGACCCGGAGCUGAUGGACCUGAUCCGGAAGGAGAAGAAACGCCAGGUGCACGGACUGGAGAUGAUCGCCAGUGAGAACUUCACCUCCCUCUCGGUGCUGCAGUGCCUGGGAUCGUGCCUGCACAACAAGUACUCCGAGGGAUUGCCCGGACAGAGAUACUACGGCGGCAACGAGUUCAUCGACGAGAUUGAACUGCUGGCGCAGAAACGUGCCCUCGAAGCAUACCGCCUCAACCCGGAGGAAUGGGGCUGCAACGUGCAGCCGUACUCCGGUUCGCCGGCCAACUUUGCCGUCUACACCGGACUGAUCGAACCGCACGGUCGCAUCAUGGGCCUGGACCUGCCCGAUGGUGGCCACUUGACGCACGGAUUCAUGACCGCCACCAAGAAAAUCUCCGCCACGUCGAUUUUCUUCGAGAGCAUGCCCUACAAGGUGGAUCCGGUGACGGGUCUGAUCGACUACGACAAACUGGAGGAGAGCGCCAAGAACUUCAAGCCCAAGAUCAUCAUCGCCGGUAUCUCGUGCUACUCCCGGUGCUUGGACUACAAACGCUUCCGACAGAUUGCCGACGCCAACGGGGCGUUCCUGUUUGCCGAUAUGGCUCACAUCUCGGGACUGGUGGCUGCCGGUGUCAUCCCUUCGCCUUUCGAGUACGCCGAUGUGGUCAGCACAACCACACACAAAUCGCUGCGGGGACCCCGCGCCGGAGUGAUCUUCUUCCGCAAGGGAGUUCGCAGCGUCAAGCCCAACGGCGACAAGGUGAUGUACGAUCUGGAGGCUAAGAUAAAUCAGGCUGUGUUCCCCGGAAUCCAGGGAGGACCACACAACCACGCCAUUGCCGGUAUUGCCACGUGCAUGCUGCAGGCGCGAACGCCAGAGUUCAAAGACUACCAGACACAGAUCAUCCGUAACGCACAAGCCCUGUGCAAGGGUCUGCUCGAGCGGGGCUACUCCAUCUCGACCGGGGGAACCGAUGUCCAUCUGGUGUUGGUGGACCUUCGCCCGGCUGGCAUCACCGGAGCCCGCGCCGAAUACGUCCUGGAGGAGAUUUCCAUUGCCUGCAACAAGAACACCGUUCCCGGGGACAAGAGUGCACUGAACCCGUCUGGAAUCCGGUUGGGUACGCCGGCGUUGACAACCCGAGGUCUGGUGGAGUCGGACAUGACCCAUGUGGUGGACUUCAUCGAUCGGGGACUGAAACUGUCGAAGGAGAUUACGGCCGUCUCGGGUCCGAAGCUGGUGGACUUCAAGCGAGUGCUGCACGAGGAUCCGACGCUGAACGCCAAGGUGCAAGCUCUGAAGGAGGAAGUUCAAACGUACAGCGCGAAGUUCCCCAUGCCAGGCUAUGAGGAGUUCUAGAGGUUUGUGGAGAGGUUUUUAGAUCUGUAAGGACUGUGUCCGCUGCUAUGACAAAUACUAUUGAAUAUAUUCAUCACUUUUUUCUUGGCAUACGAAAGGUGCUAUUGUAUGCUACAUACCUAUGAA
This is a messenger RNA of Aedes aegypti (yellow fever mosquito), 2498 nucleotides long. It is a transcript of the gene Shmt, whose product is annotated as serine hydroxymethyltransferase, cytosolic. Gene Ontology annotation, cellular component: cytoplasm; cytosol; nucleus. Gene Ontology annotation, molecular function: glycine hydroxymethyltransferase activity; mRNA 5'-UTR binding; pyridoxal phosphate binding. NCBI's taxonomy places the organism in Eukaryota, Metazoa, Arthropoda, Insecta, Diptera, Culicidae. The coding region runs from base 651 to 2372 and encodes 573 amino acids. The transcript has 5 exons. The record is from RefSeq and is a predicted model, not a curated record. Gene Ontology annotation, biological process: purine nucleobase biosynthetic process; protein homotetramerization; tetrahydrofolate interconversion.